Messenger RNA from Macrosiphum euphorbiae (potato aphid), 396 nucleotides. Lineage: Eukaryota; Metazoa; Arthropoda; Insecta; Hemiptera; Aphididae. The record is from the annotation of a GenBank genome assembly.
AUGGAUUUGAAUAAAAUAAUCGGUCGUGCUACGUCUGAAAGAGAGAAAAAAAAUUGGAUCUGGAGAUUGAUUUCGGCUGCUGCGGUGAGGUCGUAUAACUGGAAACGUUUUUCGCUCGCGUCGCGUGUGACAUUAUCUCAAUCCGUGAUGAUGAUCCACAGAUUGUUCCGCGGCCGAAGGACGUGGCGCCGUAGCAGUCAUCGUUUUCGUCGUGAUUUGUUACGCGCGGACGAAAACGGCGUGAGAUUGAAAAAACGAAGACUGCACCGCAGUCAAGGUGAAGGAAAAAAUAUAAAACAGCGAAGGAAAAAAUGUAAAACAGCUAACGAAUGCGCAGCGCACGGAGCGUUUUGUGUCGGGAAUAAUAACAGCACAGUCACGACGCGACGAAAGUGA